AUGGAGAAGGAGCAAAUGGCUAAACUACGAAUAAUGUUUCUGUUGCUGCUGUUUAUCUGUUUCAUGAAUGGAGUGGUAGUGAGAAGCGGCGAGUCCAAGCGGAGAAGCGGGAAGGCGGCGCCGAGCCUCUUCAUCUUCGGCGACUCCUUCUUCGACGCCGGAAAUAACAACUACAUCAAUACCACAACUCUCGAUAGAGCCGAUUUCUGGCCCUACGGCGAGACUUACUUCCGCCGACCUACCGGAAGAUUCUCCGACGGCCGCCUCAUUUCCGAUUUCAUCGCUGAGCGUGCAAAUCUGCCGUUGAUUCCUCCAUAUCUACAGCCCGGACGAAAUAUCAAGGGAGAUGGAGAUGGAGAUGGAGAUGAUGAUGAUGAUGAUGAUGAUGAUGAUGAUGAUGAGAAGAUGAAUGAUUGGCAGAGACCGCAAUACCAUGGAGUGAAUUUCGCAUCUGGAGGGGCUGGGGCUUUGUCACUCACUUUUCAGGGAUUCGUUAUUGAUCUGAGAACACAGCAAAAAUACUACGAGAAGGAGAUUGCAGAAUUAAGGAACAAGCUGGGAGACGAAGAAGCAGCAGCAAUAUCAUCGAGUGCCGUGUACAUGUUCAGCAUUGGCACCAAUGACUAUAUCAGCCCUUUCCUCCUAAAUUCAAGUGUGCUGUCAUCUUAUGCUCCCUCGGAAUAUGUGGAAAUGGUGAUCGGCAACCUCACCCUUGUCCUAAAAGCCAUAUACGAAAAUGGGGGCAGGAAAUUUGUGUUUCUGAAUCUGGGGGAACUGGGGUGUCUACCAGGCUUGAGAAUACUACUACCGCUGCAAAAUUACCCUGCUGGUGAAGGUGAAGGCGGCAUUAAUAAUAACAACAAUGGAAGAAAGUGCUUGGAGGAGGCUUCAGAUUUAGCAAGACUGCACAACAAAGCACUGAGCAAAAUGCUGUCAAGAAUGGAAGAGGAACACUACUACUACUACCAUGGUAAUGGUAAUGGUAAUGGUAAUGGUAAUGGUAAUGGUAAUGAUAAUGGUAAUGAUACUGAUGAUGAUGGGGGGUUGAAGUUGAAGUUGAAGUUGAAGUAUUUGAUCUAUGACUUCAAUGGGAGCCUGGGCCAGAUGAGGGCAUUCCCGGAGAAGUAUGGGUUGAGGGAAGGAGAAAGGGCAUGCUGUGGGAGUGGGCAUUGGAAUGGGGUAUUCAGCUGUGGAGGGAAGAGGGUGAUGGGUGAGGAGUAUGAGGUGUGUGAGAAGCCCGGGGAGUUUGUGUUCUGGGACUCGUAUCACCUCACCCAAUCUGUCUACAAGCAAAUGGCAGACCAGAUGUGGUGCAGGCAAACAUCAUCCCCUUACAACCUCCGCAACCUCUUCUUCGAUAUUUAAUCAUGCAGGUAAUUAAUUAAUCUACUGCAUUGCUAUUUGCUAAUAUAAUACUCCAUAAUCGAUGCAUGGUGUUUAAUUAUAUUCUAAUAAGCAUGAAAGUAGUAAUGCUUGCUUUAUUUUGGCUCUGGCUCACGUCACGUGACACGUGAUAUAUAUAUAUAAUUAGUUGUUGUUAUAUAUAUAUAUAUAUAUGCAAUGCAUGUUGUGUUGUGUUGUGUGCAUGGGAGUGGGAGUGUAUGUGAUACUUACUAGUACGUAUAAUGAUUGUGAUUGUGACGUGCCGAGUCUGAACUGGAAGUUAAUUAAAAUUCCUAUUCCUAUUAUAUAUACACAACUGUUACGGUAUGGUAUUAGUAAGUAGUACUAGUUAAAGUCGCUUGUCAAUGUCAUAGUGUUGUAGUGUAUUUUUCUUUUCUUGUAAGUGGGGUGGGGUAGGUCGACUAGACUGACUGACUGACACC
Molecule: messenger RNA, 1826 nt
Organism: Andrographis paniculata
Lineage: Eukaryota; Viridiplantae; Streptophyta; Magnoliopsida; Lamiales; Acanthaceae
Product: GDSL esterase/lipase 5-like
Exons: 4
Coding region: 1-1365 (454 amino acids)
Molecular function (GO): hydrolase activity, acting on ester bonds
Source: RefSeq, a predicted model, not a curated record